AUGGAUAAUAAGGAAGAAUCUCCUUCAAAAGCUGAAAUCAGUAAUGGAACAGAUGGAAGGUCUCGUUCUAUUACUGAUCGUUUCCCUAUAGCACCUUUGGUUGCUGCCGGUCGUCUAAUGUCUUUUUUAUCGAAACAAUCAUAUACUGUAACAGCAAAACGUAAAUUUACAUUAUCCGCUGAAAAUAAUGAAAAAUCUAAACAAGCAUCAUCUGUACGAAAUCGUUCAUUAUCACCACCUAAAAUUUCAUUUUCAACAAUGCGUAAUUCCACAACGACUCCAUCAAAUUUAGAUAGAUUCUCUAAUACAAUACGAACAUCAGAAGCACCAACAACACCUACACCAGAUACGGUUGGACUGGAUUUUAAUUUUGAUUCAGUCUAUACAGAAUUAAGAGAAUUAGCUGAUACAAAUUGUAAAUAUUUUUCUGAACAAAAAACAGAUGUUUGUAAAAGAUUCGAACGUUUACUAAUUCAACUUUUACAUUCAAUUGAUUUAUCCGUACCACUUAUUCGAUAUCUUACAGACAAUUUUCAUCAUUUUGAUUAUAGUCCAGAAGUUCGAGCUAGUGGUUAUCGAUCAUUAGUCGUAGCACAUGGUCAAGCAUGUUUACGAACAUUAGAUAUACUUCGACAAGUUGAUACAAAACGUGUUGGUCUCUUAUUUAAUCUAAUGUAUUCAUCUCGGUUAUUUCAAGAUCUUGAAUCUUGGACAAAAGCACUUCUAGCAAUGCAACGUAUAAUAGCCUUAUCUGUUAAAAUGGUUGAUUAUUCAGAAAAGAAAGUAGAUGCGGAUCAUGUACCAUUGGAUAUUGAACUUGAUUAUUUUAAAAUGGUUGCAUUUGAUUCUGAAUAUUUUUUUGGACGAACAUGUGGUUUUCAAUUUGCUCCAUCCAUGCAAAAGAUGCUUACUUUAUUAUUGGCUGGUUUAGCUACGUUUUAUGAAACUUAUAAUCGAUCAAUAUCAUAUGCAGCUGCUAGUCUUGCGACAGCACCUAAAUAUAUUUUAUUUCCAGAACAACGAGCAAAAAAAUGUGCUGCGAUAUUUCGUGAUAGUGAUUAUUUAUUUUGUAAAUCAUUUUGGAAUAUAGUUGAUCAUGAUUAUGUUAAAAUGGGUUCACGUUAUAUCGUACCAAAUGUAACUGUAUCGAAAUAUUUUCAAAUUGGACCUGAACCUAUUGAAAUUGGUUCAAUUAUUGUUCCACCACCAACAGCAAGUUCCGGUGAUGAUGAAGCAAAUGAACGUGCAGCUGGAAAUAUUGGAGCUGGUUCAGAUAAUCCAACGGGUUCGGGUAGUGAACAACCACGACAACUUGUUAAUAUAAAACUUUUAUCCAACGAAAUACGUGAAGGUAUGAGUGAAUUACCACUAAAAAAAACUGAUCUAGAAAUAGCAUCAACAAAAAUUUUACCAAUGAGUGAUCAACUUCUUAUACAUAUACAUGGUGGUGGAUUUAUUGCAACAUCAUCUACAACUCACGAAAUUUAUUUAAAACCUUGGGCAUUAGGCCUUGAAGUACCAAUCGUAUCAAUAGAUUAUUCAUUAGCACCUGAAUACCCAUAUCCACGUGCUAUUGAAGAAUGUUUUUAUGCAUAUGCAUGGAUUUUAAAAAAUGCCAAUAAACUUGGGUGGACUGGUAAAACACUUUUAUUAGCUGGUGAUAGUGCCGGUGGUAAUCUAGUCACUAUUGUUACCAUAAAAGCAAUUGAAGCUGGUUUAAGAAAACCCGAUUCAAUUAUUUGUUUUUAUACACCAUUUCUACUUGGCUACAGUAUGUCACCAUCUCGAUUGAUGGCAAUUAUGGAUCCAUUAUUAAAUACUGGUUUUCUUUGGCGUUGUCUUGCUGCUUAUGCUGGUAUUAAAGCUGAUGAUGAACCACCACAUGAUGAACUAGAAUCUGCUAGUAUUAGUGAUCAGAAUGACAGUUUAAUUGGAAAACGACGUAAAAUUGAACAUAGUAUCUCAUCAUCCGGUCCAAUUCCUUCGAAGUCAGAUAGUCUUUCUAAUAAUGAAAUACGUCCAGAAUAUAUUCGAGGAGAUACAUACUAUACACAAUUAGGUGAUAUAAUGGGUUCACGUCAAGCUCUUCUUCUUCGUAAAUUACGAGAAUCAACCUUACCCAAUACUCCACAUAUGUCUCCACUACGUGCAUCCGAUGAAAUUCUUCGACAAUUUCCAACAACUUAUCUUGUUGCAUGUCAUCAAGAUCCUUUAUUGGAUGAUUCAAUAACAUUUGCACGUCAUUUACGUUCAUUAGAUGUUGAACAUCAUAUGGUUAUUCCAUGUGCACGUGAUCCAUUUAUUGAUGAUAAUAUUGAAUUUGCUCGACGAUUACGCGAUCUCAAAGUUCCUCAUCAUCUAACUGUAGUCGAUGAAUGGCCUCAUGGAUUUUUGGAUUUUGGUUUUGCAGCAACGGACGUUGCACAAUAUAAUAUUGAAAUCAGAAAUAUGCUUCUAAAAAUUCUUCAACAAUCCUCUAUCAAUGCGGAUAAUGUUGCUUCAGUACCAUCCCAUAUUGACUAA
This is a messenger RNA of Adineta steineri, 2523 nucleotides long. NCBI's taxonomy places the organism in Eukaryota, Metazoa, Rotifera, Eurotatoria, Adinetida, Adinetidae. The record is from the annotation of a GenBank genome assembly.